Messenger RNA from Phyllopteryx taeniolatus (common seadragon), 1906 nucleotides. It is a transcript of the gene mafaa, whose product is annotated as MAF bZIP transcription factor Aa. Bases 788 to 1711 code for a protein of 307 amino acids. Lineage: Eukaryota; Metazoa; Chordata; Actinopteri; Syngnathiformes; Syngnathidae. Gene Ontology annotation, cellular component: nucleus. The transcript has a single exon. Gene Ontology annotation, molecular function: RNA polymerase II cis-regulatory region sequence-specific DNA binding; DNA-binding transcription factor activity, RNA polymerase II-specific. The record is from RefSeq and is a predicted model, not a curated record. Gene Ontology annotation, biological process: regulation of transcription by RNA polymerase II.
CACACCUCUCGCGUGGGAGGACCACGCUGCCUUUAUAAGUGCACGUUGCAUUUCAGCGCGUCACUAUGUCAGUGCGUGAAAAAAAGGAAACCUUGAUAGGGCAGCGAAACCAAAGUGGAAUUUAUCACGUCCCGCGUCCAGUCUCCACAUGCGACCCACGGUGGGGUCGAACCCGUAAGUAGAACACUGCGUGCAUGAAAUAUCUGGCACCAGGCUCUCGUGUCCCACCGAGCAGGAAAAGUCCUCUGAGCAUCACAUCGUUGAGCCCAAACUUUGAUCGCCUCUCCGCAUCGGACUUAUUUUGGCGCACGUCUGCACGAGCGCGACCCCGUGCAGUGAUCCGACUUGUCAGCAAGAAACUUUUACUGCAGUGACUUCGCUCGGGACCAAACACAACGAAGAGCGAGUGACGAGGAAGAAGGAUAUCUGGGAAAUAGAUCAAGCGAAGGAGUGAGAGGACUGCAAAUUGCAAACGGGCUGCCGAGGUGAAGCAAGGACAAGACGCGCUCCAAAUUCAUCGGCUUCGAGUUUCAGCCACCGGGGGGCUCCUGCUAUUAAAGUGUGCAUUUGACCUGGGAUAAGUUGUCAACAAGGAGAGGGCGCAGACGCAAACCGGCAGGCGGACAAGCCGAUUUCCACGCACACGCGCAUAUCGACGCCGCUUUCUACAAGUUGGGAGAGGGAAGUUUUCGGCGCGCGCUGGAGCAGCCCCGCACACCGAGCAAGCAUAUUUCUGUCCCUAUAUUCUGCUUUGGCCGUGGGGACGGGAGCCGUCGCAUGGACUGACAUGGCCACCGACCUCGCCAUGAGCGCAGAGCUGCCCACCAGCCCCCUGGCCAUCGAGUACGUCAACGACUUCGACUUGAUGAAGUUCGAGGUGAAAAAAGAGCCCCCGGAGGCCGAACGCUACUGCCACCGCCUCCCGUCGGGCUCCCUCUCCUCCACCCCCAUCAGCACGCCCUGCUCCUCGGUGCCUUCUUCGCCCAGCUUCUGCGCCCCCAGCCCCGGCGCGCAGCCCGACCAGAGCCUCUCCAGCGGGGUCCCCAGCACCGGCAGCAGCAGCCACAACCACAACCACAACCACAACCACAACCACAGCAACGCGGGGAAGCCUCAGCUGGAGGACCUGUACUGGAUCCCCAGCUACCAGCACCACAUCGACCCCGAGGCGCUCAAUCUGACCCCGGAGGACGCGGUGGAGGCCCUCAUCGGCAACGCGCACCACCACCACCACCACCACCACCCGGCCUACGAGGGCUUCCGCGGCCAGCAGUACGCGGGGGAAGACCUGUCCGCGGCCUCGGCGGCACACCACCACCACCACCAUCACCACCACCACGCCCGCCUGGAGGAGCGCUUCUCCGACGAGCAGCUCGUCGGCAUGACCGUGCGGGAGCUCAACCGGCAGCUGCGCGGCUUCAGCAAGGAGGAGGUGAUCCGCCUCAAGCAGAAGAGGCGCACCCUGAAGAACCGCGGCUACGCGCAGUCGUGCCGCUUCAAGCGCGUCCAGCAGAGGCACAUGCUGGAGACCGAGAAGUGCACCCUCCAGAGUCAGGUGGAGCAGCUGAAGCAGGACGUGGCGCGCCUCGCCAAGGAGAGGGAUCUUUACAAGGAGAAGUACGAGAAGCUGGCCGGCCGGACCUACGGUGCGGCGGGCGGGCCCCCGAGCUCCAGAGAUCCGUCAGGGAAACAGGCCAACUUCUUCAUGUGAGAUAUAUAGAUAUAUACCCCCCCCCCCCCUCCCCCUCUUUCAUUUUGUUUACAGCAUUACAACAACUAGCAUUAGAUGCGCUUUACGCAGUCAUCCACGAGUCUGCAUUUUCAGUCUUAAAACUUCAUUCUGUAACCCUCCAACUUGUCUUUUUCAUGAUAUUGUGAGACAGAGGCACAUGGGGGGGGGGGGGGG